This is a messenger RNA of Saccharomycodes ludwigii, 1077 nucleotides long. RefSeq names its product Psy4p (gene PSY4). Gene Ontology annotation, cellular component: protein phosphatase 4 complex. The transcript has a single exon. Gene Ontology annotation, molecular function: protein phosphatase regulator activity. Bases 1 to 1077 code for a protein of 358 amino acids. NCBI's taxonomy places the organism in Eukaryota, Fungi, Ascomycota, Saccharomycetes, Saccharomycodales, Saccharomycodaceae. The record is from RefSeq and is a predicted model, not a curated record.
AUGAACCCCUUAGGCAUAGAAUCUAAAGAAUUAUAUGAAUCAUUGACUACAAUAGUGAUAGAUCAUAAUUUAAAUGAUAUCUUAUUACAUCCAUCUGAAACCUUACAAAAAAAAUUUAAUGACGAUUUAUUGCAACAUUUAACCAUAACGAUACCUUUAAAAAUUUUCAGUGAAACUGAUGUUGAAACAAUAAAUAUUUGUCAGGAAAGGUUAAUUAAGAUUGCCAAUUAUUUAAAUGAAAAAUUUUUAAUUAAUUUUCAGUAUCCUUUCACUAUUUUAAGAAUAUGUGAAUUGGCUUAUCAUCCUUUACAAUAUUUUCACAUUAUAGAGUUGGCCAAGUUUGUUAACGCUUUGGAGGAUGUCUGUAUUGUUAAUAUACCAUGGAAACCGAUAAGUUUGUUGAAAAGCGGAAAUAUAGAUAUAACUAAAAGUACUGAUGUAUCUUUUGACAAUGAAAACAAUUUCAAGAAAAGAAGAAUAUCCAGGUAUACAAAACGAGAGAGUGCCAUUGGCAAUAAAAAUGAUAUUACUGGUCCAGAAUCUAUAAACCCGUCACUAGAAAAAAUAACUUGGCUUAAUCAAGAUAUAUUGCAUUCCAUACAUGCUACCAAUUUUUUGAAAGAUAUUGAGAGUAUAGUAUCCGUCAAUUUUGAAGAGUAUGAGGAAGGAGAUGAGGAGGGAGAAGAAUAUAAUGAUGAUGAAACACAUGAAAUAGAAAAUGAAGAAGAAGGUUAUAUAAUUAAAGAGGAAAUGGAAAAUCAGCACAACCUAUGUUCUAUCAAAGAUGUCAGUGCAAAGGAGGAAAAAUGCAAACAGGAAAAUGAGAAUAAAAUCAUUAUCGAUAAUACGGAAGAGGGUGAUGAUGAUGAAGACUAUAAAGAGGAUGGCGAUGAACUUGAUGAUGAUUAUACAGAGGAGUUUGAUGAUGAUCAAGAGGAGUUUGGUGAUGAUCAAGAGGAGUUUGGUGAUGAUCAAAAUGAGGACAUGAUUAUACAGGUACAAGAAAACACAACAAAGCAUGGCGAUGAAAUGGAAAUGAAAGAAAAAAAUACAGUCAAUGGGCCAUCAACUCCGUAA